AUGGCACCAUUUGAGGCCUUGUAUGGAAGGAAGUGUAGGAGUCCACUAUGUUGGAGUGACAUAAGUGAAACAAUAAUUCUAGGUCCUCAAUUGAUAGAAGAAACAACGAAGCAAGUGCGAGAAAUCCAAGCUAAGAUUCAAGCUGCUCAAGAUAGACAAAAGAGCUACGCAGAUUUAAAGCGUAGAGAAGAGGAAUUUCAAGUUGGUGACAAGGUUUUGCUCAAGGUAUCACCAAUGAAAGGAGUAAUGAGAUUUUGGAAGAAAGGGAGGAGUCUAAAGUACAUUGGAGCAUAUGAGAUUUUGCAAAGAAUAGGAAAUGUUGCUUAUAGAUUGGCAUUGCCUGUGGACCUCAGCAAGGUACACGAUGUGUUUCAUGUUUUUCAAUUGAGAAGGUACAUCCCAGACAAGUCACAUGUCCUACAACCUGAAACCGUAGAACUAGACCAAAGCCUAACCUAUGAGGAAAAACCUGUAAGGAUUCUUGAUAGUAAAGUUAAUAGUACACGCAAGAAAGAUGUCAAGAUAGUAAAGGUUUUGUGGUCGAAUCAAGAAACUGAGGAAGUGACACGGGAAGCUGAGGAUGAAAUGAGAAAGAAGUACCAAGAAUUGUUUGAGGUUAGUUGA
Molecule: messenger RNA, 624 nt
Organism: Chenopodium quinoa (quinoa)
Lineage: Eukaryota; Viridiplantae; Streptophyta; Magnoliopsida; Caryophyllales; Amaranthaceae
Exons: 1
Coding region: 1-624 (207 amino acids)
Source: RefSeq, a predicted model, not a curated record